AUGAAUUAUAAGAAGCUCUUCUUGAUCAUCGCCGUGAUCAUCUCACCGGCUUUGUUUCCAGCGCUGGUCCAGCCUCGGCAGGUGAAAUGUGACCGGUUGGGUGGCAAUUGCAUCGACGGUGGAGAAGAAUUGAUCAUGAAGAUGAGAUCAGGUUUGGAUGUUCGCCGUAUGAUUCUUCUUGAAUUGGCGUCGUCGAGACAUAUAAGCUACGAUGCAUUGAAGAAGGACGUCCCAGAUAAGCGACGACGUGCUAAACCGGAUAACCCACAUCGACGACGUUGUGAUGUCCAUUCAAAUUGUUACCGGUUUACGAAUUAA
This is a messenger RNA of Eutrema salsugineum, 318 nucleotides long. Its product is annotated as protein RALF-like 14. NCBI's taxonomy places the organism in Eukaryota, Viridiplantae, Streptophyta, Magnoliopsida, Brassicales, Brassicaceae. The record is from RefSeq and is a predicted model, not a curated record. The transcript has a single exon. Bases 1 to 318 code for a protein of 105 amino acids.